UGUGAAUCUGUCAUCCCCAAUUCUCAACCCUAAUCCAAAUUCCCAAAUCCAUUCCCUUUCACUCUAUAUAUAUCUUAAAGAAAAAAAAAAAAAGGAAGAAAAAAAACAGUUAUGGAUUCUAUGGAGGGGGGGGUGGAGGAAGAGAAAGGUUGGGGGAGGUUAGAUGAUCUUGAUGGUGAAUAUGAGAUCUGUAUCUGUUCGCAAAAAGAUGUCGAUGAAGUGAAGUGUUAUACCAUUAAGGUCCCAGACCAUGAAGCCCGUACUCCUCUUUCAUAUCUUAUCUCACGUCCUUCUGCUCCACUCAGAUCGCUAAUUCAUCGAGUACAGAUAAGGGAUAUCAGCAACUUCACCCCAAAGAAUCUCAGUCCGCUUUCUGAAACCACUAACAAGGGACCUCAAGCCACUAAAUACUUAGCACUGCUAAACAACCAUCUGUAUUCUGUUGGUGGCGAUGAAGAACUCCUUAGGUCUGAAUCUGCAGAAGCUAGAGGCGCCGAUUAUUUCGACAUCGACAUCCAUCUGAAUGAAAUCCUUAUGCCCAGUAGGUUUGUCUGGACCCUUGAUCUUACGUGUCCUGAUAUGGGUUGGAAGCGGCUUGCUAAGCCCAUGAGAAACCGCAGAAAAGACCCUCAGACCAUUGUUGUAGACGGUAAGCUCUAUGUUUUUGGCGGUUUAAAAGGUUACGAACCCAUACCCGAAGAUCGUUCCUCUGGCCGUGGAUGGAUGGAGGUUUAUGACCCCAUUUUGGAAACCUGGAAAAGCCUACCAAACCCACCCUCUUAUACCAGCAAGCUCGAAUGCACUAUUUACGGUCAUUUGGAGUUGGAGGCAGACAAACACGCGAUUGUGGUGGUUGAUAUUAGUGAAGGUAAAAACAAGCCUGCUUUUUUAAAAUACGAUGUUAUGUCUUCUACCUGGGAAACCUGGUUUCAGUAUCCAGUAGUGGUUAACUCAACUAUUCAAUGUGGAAGAGCUGUAGUUGUGGAUGGUACUAAGGCCUUUUGGGCAUCCAUCGUAUUUCGGGAGGCAAGGAAUUUAUCCACUGUGACUAUCUUUGGGUUUGAUUUAAAAUCGAAAUCCUGGGCUUACAAAGAUCUCAACGUUGGAUCAUUUUUGGGGUAUUCUGAAAGUUUCAUCUGGACUGAUCCUGGUUUUCUUCACUUAUCCGAUCACAAAUUCUGCCUUUUGUUGCACUCCGUCAGGUCACGCGAUCGAGUAUUUUUUCUUUAUUGUAUCGUGCUUAAUCUUCCUGCAUUUACUGGCCACAAUUGUUUCCCGAAAAAGUCUCUUCUUCGUUCUGCUGUUUCCGUUCAGAAAUACUCGCUGGAUAAGAGAAUAGAUCUGUUGGACUGCAUGAUUAUCAAUCGUGGAACUCAACCACCAAAGAAGGAGACAACAGAGGAAGUGUAACGACCAAAGAUCAUUGAAGAUAGGGGUUUGCUCAGAGUACUAAAAAAAGGUUAUCUUUAUUCAAUCCUGCAGUAUUGGAACAUAGAUGAAGGACUCAGCUCUAUGUUAUAUGUUAUAUGAUCUUUUUGAUUAAGGCUUUCUUAGUAUUGUGUAAUUAUGUAAUUUUCCUGCUCUUGUACUUGCCCCUUUUCUAGUUGUUUUGGUGUUAAUUUUUUUAA
Molecule: messenger RNA, 1628 nt
Organism: Quercus robur (English oak)
Lineage: Eukaryota; Viridiplantae; Streptophyta; Magnoliopsida; Fagales; Fagaceae
Exons: 2
Coding region: 112-1410 (432 amino acids)
Molecular function (GO): protein binding
Source: RefSeq, a predicted model, not a curated record